Molecule: messenger RNA, 1514 nt
Organism: Mercurialis annua (annual mercury)
Lineage: Eukaryota; Viridiplantae; Streptophyta; Magnoliopsida; Malpighiales; Euphorbiaceae
Product: probable protein S-acyltransferase 16
Exons: 7
Coding region: 177-1031 (284 amino acids)
Molecular function (GO): palmitoyltransferase activity
Source: RefSeq, a predicted model, not a curated record
AUAAACUAACGGCAGCAUCUAGAAUUUACAGGAGACCGUCACCAACUCCAUUUUGCUUUUCCAACAAAUCACAAUUAAAAAAUAUUAGGAUCCAAACACCAACUUCAGGAGACGCCGUCGUUUCGAACGCCGGUGCCUCCAUUAACCACCCAUUCUCUCUCUAACUAAAACAAACAAUGAAACGACGUUCAGGCUUCUCUCUGUCCGUCAUCGUCGUCGUUUUGGCAAUCACUUUCAUUUACUUUUCAACGCUCUUUGUUUUCGUAGAGAGUUGGUUUGGUCUUAUGACCUCGCCGGGGAUUAUAAACGCCGUCGUUUUCACCGCUAUGGCUUUCAUGUGUGUUCUUAACUAUUGUUUGGCUAUCUUCACCGAUCCGGGUCGGGUCCCGUCCGCUUACGCGCCUGAUAUUGAAGAUGCUGAUAAUCCUGUUCACGAGAUCAAACGCAAAGGGGGAGACUUGCGCUAUUGCCAGAAGUGUUCUCACUAUAAACCACCCCGUGCUCAUCAUUGUCGUGUUUGCAAAAGAUGCGUAUUGCGAAUGGAUCAUCAUUGCAUUUGGAUAAAUAACUGCGUAGGCCACGCAAACUAUAAGGUGUUCUUUGUGUUCGUCGUCUAUGCUGUGAUUUCCUGCAUCUACUCCCUGGUCUUGCUUGUUGGCAGUCUAACUGUUGAACCUCAAAAGGAUGAGCAGCAAACCGGUGGUUCUUUCAGAAGUAUAUAUGUUAUAUCUGGGUUGUUGUUAAUCCCCCUAACUAUAGCGCUUGGAGUUCUUUUGGGUUGGCAUGUCUACCUCAUUCUGCACAAUAAAAGCACCAUUGAGUAUCAUGAAGGAGUAAGAGCCAUGUGGCUUGCGGAGAAAGGAGGCGAUGUCUAUAAGCAUCCAUAUGAUAUUGGAGCCUAUGAAAAUUUGACAACGGUACUGGGUCCAAGUAUUUUUUGUUGGGUGUGUCCCAUUUCAAGACAUAUUGGUUCAGGUCUUCGCUUCCGAACAGCCUAUGAUUACUCUAUUAACGGGUCUUCAUCCAAAUGAAGUUCCAUUUUACUGGGUUGUCUCAUCACACUUGCAUGGCUUGAUGUCAAAUGUCUCAACUGUCAAAUUGUGGGUGAAUGUCGAUGUUGGGACUCCUUCAAUUGGCUUAGUUUCGAGGGAUGAAAAAAUUCUUUAGCAAAACCACAGUAGUCUAGAAAAUGCUUGCUACUGCAGAAUAGAGCGGCACAAGGCAAUGAAUCAAACAUGAAGGCCCUAUCCUUGUGACAGUUGAAAUUAAGGUGUGCAGGUUGUGAAACAAUUGUACAUUUUCAAUUUUUUUUCUGAUUCAGCUGCGAUAACGUAGAUCAUGUAGGGCUGACAGUAGUCCAGUUAGUAUCUUUGUAAGGGUAAUAGAAUCCCUGCUUACCGUCAAGAGUGUAGAAAAGAUGAUAAAGAGUUUGAUUAGGACAACAAAACUGUGAAUUCUGUAACAUCAAACAAUAAUCAAAGUUUUGAAACAAUUUUGGUUUGCUUCUGUGUCAA